Cotesia glomerata is the source of this 1707-nucleotide messenger RNA. RefSeq lists its product as uncharacterized. The transcript has 3 exons. The coding region runs from base 1 to 1707 and encodes 568 amino acids. The record is from RefSeq and is a predicted model, not a curated record. NCBI's taxonomy places the organism in Eukaryota, Metazoa, Arthropoda, Insecta, Hymenoptera, Braconidae.
AUGAUGCAACAUUAUCAAGAUGCGAUGUCUAUUGUUUGUAAAUUUGUAAAACCUGAUUUAUUUGUUACUAUGACGUGCAAUCCAAAGUGGCGGGAAAUUUCCGAAAACUUAUUACCAGGACAAACUGCAUCUGAUAGGCCGGAUUUAGUUGCACGUGUCUUUAAUAUUAAAAAAAAUGCUUUAAUUGAUACAAUCGUAAAAAAGCAACUUUUUGGAGAAAUUGCAGCUUACAUUUGGGUCAUAGAAUUUCAAAAACGUGGUUUACCUCAUUUACACAUGUUAAUAACAUUGAAAAGUAAUUCUAAGAUAACUAGACCUGAACAGGUUGAUAGAUUAAUCCCUGCAGAAAUUCCAGACCCUGUUAUUGAUCCAACUUUAUUUGAUAUUGUUACAAAAAAUAUAUUACAUGGUCCGUGCGGAGGUUGGUGUUUAAUCGAUGGCAUUUGUUCGAAGAAAUAUACCAAUUCUUUUCGAAAUGAGACUACGAUGGAUGCAGAUGGUUAUCUUUAUUAUCGCCGCCGAGACGAAGGAAUCAGGUUUACACGAAAUAGCAGUGUAUUUGAUAAUCGUCAUGUUGUACCAUACAAUCCUGAAUUAUUGAAAGCUUUCAAUUGUCAUAUUAACGUAGAAGUUGUAUGCUCAAUUACAGCAGUUAAAUAUUUAUUUAAAUAUGUUUAUAAAAGCUAUGAUAAAGCAGCAAUAAUAGUAAACGGAAGCAUACCAAAUACUACAGAAGAAGCUCAUGCGUCCCAUGAUUCUCGUGAUGACCCUGAUAAUUUCAAUACCGUUAACGAUUAUGAUGAAAUACGUAAUUUUGUUGAUGCUCGUUACGUUGGGCCUGUAGAAGCUGUUUGGCGUAUUAUAUCAAAAGAUCUUCAAGACAAAAGUCAUUCUAUAAUUCGGUUACCAGUACAUUUACCAAAUGAACAAAGUAUUACUAUUAAUGAUAAUUGUACUAAAGAAGAACUUCAAGAGGCUUUAGAGAAAAAAUCCAUGUUAAUUGAUUUUUUUAAAUUAAAUGAACGUGAUCCAAAUGCGCGCCAAUAUGUUUAUGGUGAUAUUCCAAAUCAUUAUGUUUUUAAAAAGACGAUAAGACUGAAAUUGCAAGUUGACAACUACGAUAAAAACAUCAUAACGUUAUUGGACGAAUGCGCAAAAAGUUUUGAAGAAUUAAGAACAGUAAAUGGAACUCUUUAUGAUUCUUUUACAUCUACAUGUUUAGCAGCUGGUCUGAUAGAAGACGAUCAAGAGUGGAGAAGAACAUUAAAUGAAGCAAUAAUAUGGAUGAUGCCACGGCAAUUACGCUGUUUAUUUGUUCGGAUACUAAUUCAUUGUCAGCCACUUCGACCAGAAGAUUUAUGGGAGGAAUUUAAAGGAUCUAUGUCCGAAGAUUAUAAAAGACGUUUCGGAGCAGAAGAAGGAGAGAAAAAAGCUUACAUUUACAUCAAUUCUAUGCUGAAUCGUGAAGGUCAAAGUCUUUCGACGUUUCCCAAUAUGAUUCAAAUAAAUGAAAUUGAUGAUGGAUUACUAGAUGGUGAACUAUUGCAAACUGUAAAAGCGAACGACUCACAUACCAUGACCUUGGAUCUGCAGUCGAUAAGGUCACCAACUGUUAAUAAGAUGAAAUUUUCGGAGAGGGAGCCUGAGAAACGGCUACCGCAUCCAAGGAAGGCAGCAGGCACCCAAUUUCCCCAUUUGUCUGAUUAG